Molecule: messenger RNA, 1206 nt
Organism: Limulus polyphemus (Atlantic horseshoe crab)
Lineage: Eukaryota; Metazoa; Arthropoda; Merostomata; Xiphosura; Limulidae
Gene: Coq7
Product: 5-demethoxyubiquinone hydroxylase, mitochondrial-like
Exons: 3
Coding region: 167-775 (202 amino acids)
Biological process (GO): determination of adult lifespan; regulation of reactive oxygen species metabolic process; regulation of gene expression
Cellular component (GO): mitochondrial inner membrane; nucleus
Molecular function (GO): 3-demethoxyubiquinol 3-hydroxylase activity
Source: RefSeq, a predicted model, not a curated record
GCACCCAUCCCGUUUGCGACUGCGCUACGUUUUACUUUCGGCUAUAUGAGGUGUUGGUAAGUCAUAUUAUUAGUUUGCCUGCAUUGUUCUGUUUCCGGCCGUUUCUUAUUAUCAAAUAGAAAUCCCUUUUGUUUCAAAUAAUACCGUAUCCUCCAGAGUGGCUGUAAUGUCUGUUGUUCCCUACUCCACUACAAUUAUCAUUCGGAGAAGUCUGUCAAGUAGGCCAAGGCAUGACACCAGACUGGAUAAAAAUCAUAGAUUUCUGGUUGACAGAAUUCUGCGAGUAGACCAUGCUGGUGAACUUGGAGCCGAUAGGAUUUAUGCAGGUCAAAUGGCAGUUCUCGGCAGAACAAGUGUUGGUCCUGUUAUUAAGGAGAUGUGGGAUCAAGAGAAGGAGCACCUUCGUACCUUUGAGCAACUUGUACCAAAAUAUCGAGCUCGACCAACAGCGCUGAUACCUUUCUGGAACAUAGCUGGUUUUAUUCUUGGAGCUAGUACAGCACUGCUUGGAAAGGAAAGUGCAAUGGCUUGUACUGUUGCUGUGGAAUCUGUUAUAACAGAGCACUACAAUGAUCAAAUAAGAGAGCUAAUAAAAGACGAUCCUACUGCAAAUCGUGAACUUCUUGAUGUACUAAAACGUUUUCGUGAUGAUGAACAGAACCACCAUGAUACAGGUCUAGACCAUGAUGCAGAGCAAGCACCUUUUUAUAAAGCCCUUUCUCAAAUGAUAAAGUUCGGCUGUAGGGGGGCCAUAUGGCUAGCAGAGAGGCUAUAGUUUUUCAACUACUACUGACUUAUAGUUGAAAUAACCUCGUCUUUCAGAGUGUAGAAGACUCGUGUGCCAGAUGAGUGUGACUGUUUUGAAUAAACCAUGAAAUUAAAGUAAAGCUUAUAAAACAAAUCUGAAAAUAUAAUUAUAUUCUUGUGAUAGCUAAUAGUUACUUUUAUAUGAAAGUAUAAAAUUUAAUCUCUAUGCAUACGUGAAACUAACUUUUUCACUGAAAUUGAAAUUUCACAUAGUGUUUGUUGUACAUUAAAUGACUAAGUUGGCUCUCUUCUGCAUCAUAAAAGAAAGUGCUCAGAAAUUCAGUGGAAAUAUUUUUUUAACGUUGGGAUGAUAGAUCUUUUAAUAUCGUCAUGUAGGCAACUCUGAUCCUGUAAAUUGAAGUGUAUUAUCAAUAAAAUUGUCUUAGAUACAAUAUCCUA